GUCCCGACGGCCGCGGCGGGCGCCAAUGAGGCGGCGCAUCCCAGCGGCAGGCUCCAGUGGGCGGGUGCGGAGGGCGGGCCGCGGGCCGGGGGGCGGUGGCAGCACGCUCGGUUGUGAGUGAGUGAGUGUGUGUGAGUGAGUGCCAUGGCCGGAGCCCGCUGAGAGUGACAAUAGGAACGAGCCGGAGCGCGACCCCGACGCCCACUGGGAUCCCCCCUCUUACCUGAGCCAGCCGCCGGUGGAAAAAGCCUUUCUUCCCCACGCAGCACUGCCGCGCCGCCUGCCUGGCCUGCCCCCACCCCGGUCGCCUGCACCGCGCCCGCCGCUCCCCCUCGGCUCGGCCCGCACUCGGCUUCCCUCGCGUUCCUCCCCUACUGCCUCCUCAGGGCCCCUUCGCAGGGCUCCGCCGGGAAUGUGAGUGAGGCAGCAGCCAUCGCAGGCAGGGGGCCGCGCCGAGUGCAUGGGACUGAGCGGAGCCCGAGCAGCCGCCCGCUCCUGAACCCGCCGCCAACGCCGCCCUGCGCUGGGGAGGCCGCCAACGCCGCCGAGGCCUACAGGCUCCUGCGCCGCCGCCGCCGCGGCAGGGACCGAGCCCGGCGCGUAUCAUACUCGGGCCGCCGCCGCCAGGCAUCGGCUGCGCUCCACCAAGCCCGGCUCACGCCGCCGCCGCCUCCCUCCCGUCUCCGGCUUCUCUACCAGGAGGGUCAAGUAGGGAUAUGUCCUCAGCACCAACUACUCCUCCAUCAGUGGAUAAAGUAGACGGAUUUUCUCGGAAGUCCGUCAGAAAAGCCAGACAGAAGAGGUCACAGAGCUCCUCCCAGUUUAGGUCUCAGGGCAAGCCUAUUGAGUUAACUCCCCUGCCUCUGCUAAAAGACGUUCCAUCUUCAGAGCAGCCUGAACUGUUCCUAAAGAAACUUCAACAGUGCUGUGUCAUAUUUGACUUCAUGGACACGCUUUCAGACCUUAAAAUGAAAGAAUACAAGCGCUCCACUCUUAAUGAACUGGUGGACUACAUUACAAUAAGCAGAGGCUGUUUGACAGAGCAGACUUACCCUGAAGUAGUUAGAAUGGUAUCUUGCAAUAUCUUCAGAACUCUCCCACCUAGUGACAGCAAUGAAUUUGAUCCAGAAGAAGAUGAGCCCACCUUGGAGGCAUCAUGGCCACAUUUACAGCUUGUAUAUGAGUUUUUCAUACGAUUUUUGGAAAGCCAAGAAUUUCAGCCCAGCAUUGCCAAAAAGUACAUAGAUCAGAAAUUUGUAUUGCAGCUGUUGGAGCUGUUUGACAGUGAAGACCCUCGAGAACGAGACUACCUAAAAACAGUCUUGCACAGAAUUUACGGCAAGUUUCUGGGUCUUAGAGCAUUUAUCCGAAAACAGAUUAAUAAUAUUUUUCUACGAUUUGUUUAUGAAACUGAACACUUCAAUGGCGUAGCUGAACUGUUGGAAAUUUUAGGAAGUAUUAUCAAUGGUUUCGCUUUACCUCUUAAGGCAGAGCAUAAACAGUUUCUGGUGAAGGUGCUGAUCCCUUUACAUACUGUCAGGAGUUUAUCACUCUUCCAUGCACAGCUGGCGUAUUGCAUAGUACAGUUUCUGGAGAAAGACCCCUCACUCACAGAACCAGUCAUUAGAGGUUUAAUGAAGUUCUGGCCAAAAACCUGCAGUCAGAAAGAGGUCAUGUUCCUAGGAGAGCUGGAGGAGAUCUUGGAUGUAAUUGAACCGUCACAGUUUGUCAAAAUCCAGGAACCCUUGUUUAAACAAAUUGCCAAGUGUGUCUCCAGCCCUCAUUUUCAGGUGGCUGAAAGAGCACUGUAUUAUUGGAAUAACGAAUACAUCAUGAGUUUGAUAGAGGAGAAUUCCAAUGUUAUACUUCCCAUCAUGUUUUCCAGCCUUUAUAGGAUUUCUAAAGAGCACUGGAAUCCGGCUAUUGUGGCUUUAGUCUACAAUGUGUUGAAGGCAUUUAUGGAAAUGAACAGCACCAUGUUUGAUGAGCUGACAGCCACUUACAAGUCAGAUCGUCAGCGUGAGAAGAAGAAAGAGAAAGAACGUGAAGAACUGUGGAAAAAACUGGAGGAUCUGGAAUUGAAGAGAGGUCUUAGACGUGAUGGAAUAAUUCCAACUUAACAAAAAAACAAAACAACAUUAUUAACCUGUGGAGUCACACAUUUAUGUAGUAGAAGAUGGAGCAACAGUUUUCUGUAUUGUGCAACUUUACAGUAGAUUUCACAUUUGUUUCAUUAUUACAACAGCACUGUAUAUACCUGUCUCUAAGUAAAGGAAAAAAAUAAGGACUUUAAUCCAAAGUUUGGACAGCAGAUGGACUUCUCAGAACUUUGCAAACAUAAUCAUUGUUUUAACCCUUCUUUAAAACCAGUCUUCAAAGAUCUGUUGAUGAAAAUUGCAAUGUCAAAUUCCAUUGUCAGGACCUGUUCCUUAUUUAUCGUUAGCAGAGAGUAUAAUACAACUUUCAAAUGUGAACAAUCUUAAAAUUUAGCUUGUCUUUCUGCUAAAAUGUUCAGUGUAUUUAUAGUAAAAGAGAAGAAAGACUGUCAUUUCCUUAUGAGUUUGUGUAACAUCCUCCUUCUCUGGAUAACUUUACUGUAAUUUGACUUUUUUUCCUUUUGCACAUCUUCAUGAAUUGAAUGUCCAUUCAGAUCAGGGCUGUGAAAAACAAAGGCCCUGAAUAAAAGUUUUGUUUACUGGUGUGAGCAUUUUUUUAGUGGUUUUU
Molecule: messenger RNA, 2724 nt
Organism: Dryobates pubescens (Downy woodpecker)
Lineage: Eukaryota; Metazoa; Chordata; Aves; Piciformes; Picidae
Gene: PPP2R5E
Product: protein phosphatase 2 regulatory subunit B'epsilon
Exons: 14
Coding region: 717-2120 (467 amino acids)
Biological process (GO): signal transduction; protein dephosphorylation
Cellular component (GO): cytosol; protein phosphatase type 2A complex; nucleus
Molecular function (GO): protein phosphatase activator activity
Source: RefSeq, a predicted model, not a curated record